Messenger RNA from Melampsora larici-populina 98AG31, 1632 nucleotides. RefSeq lists its product as uncharacterized. NCBI's taxonomy places the organism in Eukaryota, Fungi, Basidiomycota, Pucciniomycetes, Pucciniales, Melampsoraceae. The coding region runs from base 1 to 1632 and encodes 543 amino acids. The record is from RefSeq and is a predicted model, not a curated record. Gene Ontology annotation, molecular function: acid phosphatase activity. The transcript is spliced from 11 exons.
AUGAUGAUCAACUUGAAGUGUUUAUACGUUGUGAUUUUGGUUUUCAAAACUAUUGAUGCUUCAAUCGAUCCUGCUUCGUAUUUUCCUGAUCAACAAACCCUAGGUUACGCAGGUCCAACUGAAAUUGGUGCAGAACCUUCCUUGAUUAAAAGUCCAUUCCAACCAAUCUUACAAUCACAUUUUCCAAUCUUGAAUCAAAACCCAACCGAUUCAAAUGCUACCAAGAUUGGAUCUUCAGCUUCUUCAUCAGUAGUAGAUGAUGUGAAUCGAUUACCUAGGAUAUAUAGAUGGGGAAACCUUUCUCCAAUGUAUUCGUUACCCACCAAAACCUUUUCGAAUCAAAUCGAUUCGGGUCCUGAGAUUCCUUGCGGUUGUGAACUUGAACAAGUUCAUCUGGUUCAUCGUCAUGGUGGUCGUUAUCCAACGACUGGAAGUGCUUUACCUAGCUUUGGAAAACGAAUCAAAGAAGCUCAAGAUAGUCGAAAGCUCAAAGCUAAAGGAGUACUUGAUUUCCUCAAUACAUGGUCAUACGAACUCGGUACAGAAGUUCUUACACCCUUUGGUCGAUCACAAAUGUUCGAUCUAGGAAUCUCAUAUCGACAAAAAUACGGAUACCUAUUAAACAAAAUGAAAGACCGAAUCCCCGUGUUUCGCACAACCACUCAAGACCGAAUGUAUCAUUCUGCUCUAAACUUUUUUGCUGGAUUCUUUGGAAUCCCAUAUGAGAAAUCUUAUCAUCAAUCUAUCAUCAUCGAAUCUCAAAACUUUAAUAAUUCAUUGGCUCCUUAUUAUCAAUGUCCUAAUUCUCAUCAUCCUGGAGUUGGAAACCUUGGUUCUGUGGUUUCUGAGCAAUGGGUUGAAAGUUAUUUGAAAAAUGCUACUCAUAGGUUUAAUGAACUUAUUGAAGGUUAUCAAUUCACUCCAUCAGAUCUUCAUACGAUGCAACAAGUUUGUAGUUAUGAAACCAUCGCAUUGGGCACCAGUGAAUUUUGUUCUUUAUUCACUGAUCAAGAAUGGCUAGAUUAUUCCUACAGUAUAGAUCUGGAGUUUUGGUACUCUAAUAGUUUUGGUAAUCCGACUUCUGCAGCUUUGGGACUAGGUUACACUCAAGAAUUACUUGCUAGACUUACUGGUCGAGUUGAUCCUAAUCCAUCAAGUUCGAUCAAUACCACCCUCUUUAACAACCCUGUGACUUUCCCACUAAACCAAUCAAUCUAUGUAGACGCAACUCACGAUACUGUGAUCUCAACAAUCGUGGUAGCCUUGAAUCUUACAAGUCUGGCUGCAAGCGGUCCACUUCCUACCAACAGAAGAGACCCGAAGCGAAGUUUUAGAGUAGAACAAAUUGCUCCAUUCGGUGCUCAGAUGGCUACUCAAAUUAUGACUUGUCAAUUACAACCGAAUUCAACCCAACAAAAAUACGCAAGAAUCGUUUUAAAUGAUGCAGUGAUCCCAUUAAACGGUUUAUCGAAAUGUAAAUCAUCAAACUUAGGUUUAUGUGAAUUGGAUUUGUUUAUUGAAAGUUUACAAAAAAGAGUUCAAGAGAUUGAUUAUCCUCAAUCAUGUUUUAAUAACUUUACAAAACCGGUUCCUAUUAAUUCAUUGGGUUUAACUAAUGGUCGUUGGAUUUGA